AUGGAGUACAGGAGCGCAGCCACCCGGCCGCACGGCACGGCCAUCGGCGGGGCCAGCACAUCCGCACUGCGGCCUGGAGGCUUCAUGUCUGGCGGCGAGCACUACCUGCACCUGGAGGAAGCUGCCUUCCUGGCGGACCGCGGCAACCUGCUGCUCUUUGAGGAUGCCACGGGGCGCCCCGGCAGCGUGGGCAAGCGGCUGCUGAGCCUUGAGGAGGUGCUCCACGCCAUGGCAGCAUUUGGGGUGCCGCUCGAGCGGUACCUGCUCUACAGCGGCCUCGCACGCCUGGGAUUCAUCGUGCGCAGGUGA
Molecule: messenger RNA, 309 nt
Organism: Monoraphidium neglectum
Lineage: Eukaryota; Viridiplantae; Chlorophyta; Chlorophyceae; Sphaeropleales; Selenastraceae
Exons: 3
Coding region: 1-309 (102 amino acids)
Biological process (GO): tRNA-type intron splice site recognition and cleavage
Cellular component (GO): tRNA-intron endonuclease complex
Source: RefSeq, a predicted model, not a curated record